Messenger RNA from Pocillopora verrucosa, 1451 nucleotides. RefSeq lists its product as uncharacterized. The record is from RefSeq and is a predicted model, not a curated record. Lineage: Eukaryota; Metazoa; Cnidaria; Anthozoa; Scleractinia; Pocilloporidae.
GGAAAUUCUUAAACUUCUCUGUUCGCUGCGGUAUCCGUCUCUGAUGGGGAUCAAAAGAAUUAUCAUACUUGUGUUUUUUCAGUUCAUCAUCCAUCUCAGCGCUUUGGCUUCCGAUGAAGGAUGUAACACCAAUUGUUCAGCAUACUUUUUGACCAAAGAGAACAAGAGACUUACGGGCUUUGUCGUGCAACGCUUCGAGUCUCAAAGUUUGUUAUCAUGCAGUUUGACAUGUUUGCAGCAAUCAUGGUGUACCUCUAUAAACUUCAAGCUGAUUUCACUUGAUGCCAAGGGGAUCUGUGAAUUGAAUAAAUCGGAUUUUGAUAGUGACACAUGGAGCAACCUAAAUGCCGUCCCAGGAGUCAUUUUCUCAAAGCUCUUAAAGGACUCGGCUGACAGAGGAGGAAUAAGCAGACCACCGACACCGAAAGAAAACAUCACUCUUCAUUUCACAUGCUUGGGUUUCAUGGAUUUGUUUGCUGAUGGUGUAAGCAUUGGCAGGCACAAAAGUGAUGAUCCAGGGAGUCCCACAAAAUUUGUCAUUCCAGGAAAUACACGUGUUGUUUCGGUGGUAGCUAAGACCCAAAAGUUCAAGCGUGCCGGAAUUCUCGGCUCCCUUAGCAACGGACUGGUAACUAAUUCAAGCUGGAAAUGCAGUGACAGUCCGUUUCCCGGAUGUAAAUGGAUGAUGCAGGAUUUUGAUGACCGAAUGUGGCCGACAGCCAAAGAGAUAGUAUUUCACGGGCCAAAUCGGCCUACUCCAGUUCCUGGUAUAGUCCAGGGUGCUAAGUGGAUAUGGAUUGCAACAGGCUCUGGUCAUUUGCCACAGCCCCCUAUCGCCUAUUGCAGACUAAAUAUGUCAUAAAUCAUCGUUAAUAGUAUUGUGGAUAACAGAUAUUUUUUUCUAUGGCAAAUUUGGACUUGAAACCAAGUGGUGCCUUAUUUCGUUGGUAGCGCUCCUCUGUUUAGAAACGAAAUCAUUUUCUUCUGUCUUUAACCUCUAAGAUUGAUAAGCAACUAAUACAUAAUUUCUCUCGAGAGUAUCACCUCCAAAUCAAACGUUAUGGUAAGGUCGAGAGAAUAGAGGAAAUUAUUGCAAACCAAAGAAGCCCCUGAUUGUUAGACAAAUUUUUCAUGUAAGUACCAUAGGAAAUGUAGAAAUAACUGUCUGAAGAACAAGCUUACUAAUGUUAGGGUGUAAUGGCCGGGUUUAUAGAUAGAUAAAAUUUGGAAAUGACUGCCACCUUAUUAACAGAGAGUAAAGUUAUUUAAGCAUGUGCGGUAAAUAGCAAAAUUUUACCACAUGCAUGCCAUAGCGUAGUUCGUACAUAAAUGGAGUUUUUUCUUAAGGAGAAUAAAAUAUAUGAGCGCCGAUGAAGAUUUAAAACCACGUGAUCAUGACCCUCGCAUCUUCAAUUUAGGCCUUGUGUGAUUCUUACCCAAUAUAACGUGGA